AUGGGCAGCCAAACCAGGAUCGUCAUCUCGUUCAUCACGCUGUGUCGGCCGCUUGUGGAUCUACGCUGGGAGCUCGAGGAGCUGUCCGCACUGGCUGCCGCUCUGCAAGGGUCUGCUCCCGGCCAUGUCGCUAUUCCGCCGUUGCCCGAUGAGCAUAGUUUGGAUGGUGUAUUCCAUCGUCGAUGGAGACGCGUUGCACGCGGGCUCCUCGAGCAGUGGCAGGUGAUGAACUAUGUCUCCGCUGUCUUCAUCGGGACAAUCGCGACGAUGCUCCAGGACCCCAUGGUCACCAGCAGUACAAUCAGCCGCACGAGUGCUGCUGUGGCUUUACUCUACGCGCUUUCGAGCCUUUGUUGCGGGUCCAUGCUAUACUUGCACAUCGUCAAGAUCAAGAGGCCACAGCACGCGCUCGACUGGGUCAUCAACUUCCAGACUCUAACCUCUAGCAGAUGGAUAAACCCUUUGACCAUCCUCGCUACUCCAGCAACUUUCCUCCUCUGGGCCGCGACGUUCUUCGUCCUCGCACUCUUCAUCUCCUACGUCUGGCAACCGCCCAACAUGGUCCCCCAGCUCUUCCCGCGCAUAGCGACCGCCUGCGCUCUCGCGAUGUGCGCGGGACAGAUGCUGCUCGUGGCCUGGACCCUCCGCAAGCUCGAGCCGGCACCGCAGCCGCGCAGUAGAGCCCAGACCUCUCGCACGGACACGCUCGAAGUAUAA
Messenger RNA from Phanerochaete carnosa HHB-10118-sp, 717 nucleotides. RefSeq lists its product as uncharacterized. The transcript has 5 exons. The record is from RefSeq and is a predicted model, not a curated record. NCBI's taxonomy places the organism in Eukaryota, Fungi, Basidiomycota, Agaricomycetes, Polyporales, Phanerochaetaceae. Bases 1 to 717 code for a protein of 238 amino acids.